UCCUCAGUUGUUACCACACCUGUUAAACAAGUUUCUCUUUAAUGGCAUUCUGCAACUGUACCCACCCUUAAAAUCUCAAGUAUCCUCAUAGCUAGCACAUUUACCUGAGAACCACUAUCAACACAUAGGGAGUUCAGAAGUUUCCUCUGUAUCAACACCAGCAAUCGCUGCAUCAGCACACUAUGUAUAGACCAGUCAUAAAUUCCCACAAAUCUUUCCCACGGUGGGUAAUCAUCCUUGGUGUGCUUGGCGUGCUGGCAGUCCUUGGGAUAACAAUUGGACUCUUAGUUCACUUUCUGGCAGUAGAAAACAAGAUCUACUACUAUCGAGGUAGCUUUAAAGUGCUGAAUAUUCCAUAUGACAGAAAUUAUGAGAGGGAGACAUCACCAGAAAGUAACUACCUCAGUAAAAUCCUCGAGACUAAAAUGGUUGACGCCUUUCAAAAUUCUAACAUUUACAGACAAUAUAUCAACUCUCAGAUAAUCACAUUGAUUCCUGACAGCAACAGCGUGACAGCCAAUAUAUGGCUGGUGUUCAAGGAUCCCAGGUCAAACAAGGAAAACACAAGAAGGAGAAUCGAAAGCAUAUUACGUCAGAUGCUGGAGAACCAAUCAGGAUCCUUGACUACAGAUCCAGGGUCUCUGAAGCUCAUGGAAAUCAAUAAGGUUGAUGCUGAAAAGAUUAUCAACAACCGCUGCGGAAGACGACCAAGAAUGUCAGCAACCUACGACAGGAUCAAGGGAGGCUCCACUGCUCAGAAAGGAGAAUGGCCAUGGCAAGCAAGUCUCAGAGUGAAUGGCAGACACUACUGUGGGGCAUCACUGAUUGGUGCAAGGUUCCUGCUGACAGCAGCUCAUUGCCUUCAAAAGACAAAAAAUCCAGAAAACUUAACCGUUAGCUUUGGCACUAAAGUGACUCCACCCUACAUGCAGCAUCACGUUCAAGAAGUUAUUAUCCAUGAAAACUAUGUUAAGGGGGAGCAUCAUGAUGAUAUUGCGGUUGUCGUGCUCACUGAGAACGUCGUAUUCAAGAACGAUGUACAUCGGGUUUGCCUUCCGGAAGCCACGCAGAUUUUCCCACCGGGGGAAGGGGUCGUUGUUACAGGCUGGGGAGCACUUUCGCACAACGGUGAAUCCCCAUUGCUACUUCAGAAAGCAUCUGUUAAAAUUAUUGACACCAACACUUGCAAUGCCGAAGAAGCUUACAAUGGCAGGAUAGAGGACACAAUGCUCUGUGCUGGUUACAUGGAAGGCAAUAUCGAUGCUUGCCAGGGUGACUCUGGAGGACCACUAGUUCACCCCAAUUCUCGAGAUAUUUGGUACCUUGUUGGGAUAGUGAGCUGGGGACAUGAAUGUGGCAGAAUCAACAAGCCAGGGGUCUAUACGAGAGUGACUGCCUACCGUGACUGGAUUGCCUCCAAGACUGGUAUCUAGUAGGAAAUCAGCUACUAGUACUGAAUGCAGAGCGUUGUUGCCUGAUACUUGUGACUAUUAUUUAACGUUCGUUUCUUUAUUUUUUCCAUUUUGUGUCUUUGCAUGUGUGUUAAUGUGUAUCUGUGCUCAUGUAUUCAUGUACACACUCAUGUAUGUGUACUCAAUUUGAUAUUAAGAACCACCCUAAUAAUUUCACCAUAUUCAGUGAGACAGGCUCUUGGUCAAACCAAGAGCUCUUAAAUACACUCUGUCUUACUAGUGAGGUUGCUUGUGGGAUCCCUGCCUUGGUAUUCCGGGGAUGGAAGAACAGAAGGUGUCUAUGCUUACCAGGUAUUUAUAUGCAUCCUGGGGAUGCCAAUUCCUGCCCUUAAGCUUCCAUGGCAAGUGCUUAAUCCCUGAGCAAACCCUCAGCUCUCUUUCAAACAUUAUUAUUUUAUGUGUAUGGAUGUUUUCCCCUGCACUGAAUGCAUGCCUAGAGGUCAGAAGUGGGUGCUGUAUCCUCUGGGACUGGAGUUACAGAUUUUUGUGCGUCAUCCUGCGGGUGCUUGGAAUUGAACCCUGGUCAUCUAGAGCAGCAGCCAGGGCUCUUAACCAUGGAGCCACCGUCAUCUAAUGUUUCCCAUGCUCUUUAAAUGUGUAUAAUGGCUAUUUUGAAAGAGUUGUAGCCCUAAGGGAAUAUUUAUAAACUUUUAGGAAAACUCAACAAAACAAAAUAAGAAAUCUUGAGUUUGUUGGUCUAGGAAGCUGUUAGUCAAAAAGUACUCCCACCUAAAUACUGUUAAAAUGCUCUCUGUUUCCUGGCUUGUCAGCCUACAUUACUGCUAUUUCACCACGACAUUGGAUUAUCAUGUGGACUUGUAGAACUAUGGGAGCAUGUCUUUGACUGGUGAUUUAUCAGACUGCAUAAUGAGAGACCGGUGUCUCCCAAAGAUCGGGUUGGAAAAUGCUGGAUCUACUUUCAUGUCAGAGCUUUGUGGAAGGCUGUGGUUAUGACCUUAACUAGUCUGAAAAGAAGGUAUUGAAUUACAGCCUCUUUUUACUGAGGCAUUCACCACAAUCAUUGUUAAGUUUUUCACCACCAGAGAGAAAAAGUACAUUUUAAGUACAGAAAUUCUUCAGCAUAGAUACAAAUUUCUGGAGAAAUUCUCUAUGUGUAAUAUAUUUUUAAACCAUCCAAAAUCAAUAAAAAUGUAUGCUAUAUCCUAAUUAAAACAACUGAAAAUGAA
Alexandromys fortis (reed vole) is the source of this 2659-nucleotide messenger RNA. Its product is annotated as transmembrane protease serine 11B-like protein. Bases 183 to 1433 code for a protein of 416 amino acids. Gene Ontology annotation, cellular component: extracellular region; plasma membrane. Gene Ontology annotation, molecular function: serine-type endopeptidase activity. The transcript is spliced from 10 exons. NCBI's taxonomy places the organism in Eukaryota, Metazoa, Chordata, Mammalia, Rodentia, Cricetidae. The record is from RefSeq and is a predicted model, not a curated record. Gene Ontology annotation, biological process: proteolysis.